AUGAGCGACUCCAAACCAGAAAAGCCAAUAACCAUGCAUCCUCAUCCGCUGCCCCCUGUUCCGGAGGGCAUGUCGAAGUCGCAAUGGAAGAAAGUAUGGAAGAAGAAGCGGUUUGAAGAGACUAAAGACGAGUUUGCCAAGAUCCGUAGGGAGAAGAGGCAGAAGGCCAAAGAGACCAGGAGGGCCAAGAUCCAGGAAUACUUGGACCGCGGCGAAGAGGUGCCUGAGGACCUGCGCCGCAAGCCAAGAAAGAACCAGGACCAGAAAGACUCGGGAAUCAACAUCAUCUUGGACUGCGCAUUUGACGACCUCAUGAACGACAAAGAGGUUGUGAGUUUGAGCACGCAGAUCACACGAGCCUACAGCCACAACAAGCGCGAAAACCACUUUGCCAAGGUCAAAGUGACAAGCUUCAACAAGCGCCUGCGGACCCGCUUCGAAGAGGGUCUCAAGGACGCACACCACGAUGAAUGGAAGAACUUUGAAUUCACUGAGGAUCCUACUCUGCCCACGGAAAACUCCGUAUACCUCACUGCCGAUACCGACGAAACCCUCGAGAAGCUGGAGCCGGGUACCAACUAUAUCGUGGGGGGCAUUGUCGACAAAAAUAGACACAAAUUGCUGUGCUACAACAAGGCCCGUGAGCUUGGCAUCCCAACCAAAAAACUACCUCUAGCCGAGUUCAUUAAGCUCACCGGCAGAGAAGUGCUAACCUGCACGCACGUGAUCCAUCUUAUGCUGAGAUACUUUGACAACCUCGACUGGAAGGAAGCCUUUGAAACCGUGUUGCCUCAGCGCAAGCUAGAAGAAGCUGAAGCCGCCGCCGAGGCGGCAGCAAAGGCUCAGUCGCCACAAGCCGAGUCAUCAGAGCCCUCUAGCGCUACAUCCGAAGAAGAGCCCCAAGACUAG
This is a messenger RNA of Lachancea thermotolerans CBS 6340, 909 nucleotides long. RefSeq names its product tRNA (guanine(9)-N(1))-methyltransferase (gene TRM10). The record is from RefSeq and is a predicted model, not a curated record. Lineage: Eukaryota; Fungi; Ascomycota; Saccharomycetes; Saccharomycetales; Saccharomycetaceae. Gene Ontology annotation, cellular component: nucleus. The transcript has a single exon. Bases 1 to 909 code for a protein of 302 amino acids. Gene Ontology annotation, biological process: tRNA N1-guanine methylation. Gene Ontology annotation, molecular function: tRNA binding.